GGCAGUAGUUACAAAUAUUGCGGUUCUUAAACGCUGUUGUAAAUUUACUCAACGCUUGCACUAGUGUGGUUUAGUUAAAGCACCAAUAAAAUGUUGGAUGUUGAAGUUGUCCCCGAGUUAGGGAUACGUCAUAAACUUUGGGAGUUCGUUCUUGGGAUGCCCAUCCAACAAAUGAUUGACAUUCUACGAAAACAAGACCAUACGAUUAAAAAUGUUGAUUUUUGGUAUAGUGACAAGGAUCCUUUCAGCAUGAAUUUGGUAUUGGUGUUACCUGGUGAUGGUGUCAAGUUUCACUUUGACCCAUUUUUACAAAGACUAAGGAUCAUCGAAGUUUUUGAUUUGUCCUCCAUCACAUUACGGUAUUGGUCACAGUAUUUUAAUAGUCCAUCUAUCUUGCCAACAAUGCAGGAGGUUUUAAGAAUAUUCGGAUCCACAAAACCUCUGGCUCCAGCGGAAUCAGAUGGUGACUACCAACUAACUUAUCGAGGUAUUACUUUCAUAUUGAGAAGGUUCUCUACUGGAAGUCGUGAAUCGAUUGAUUCCAAGUCUGAUCUGCUUGCUACACGACUAUUUAUUUAUCUGGGUAGUAAUUUAGCAGAAGCUAAAGUCCCAGUUGAAUUACCUAGUGCAUGCUAUUUACAAAAUGUUUUUCUUGAAAGACUCGAAGUCAACAGAUCAGUCAAUUCUACCACAGACCUAACGUUACAUCUUGUUGCUCAAGAUUUGAACGUGAAUCCAACUCGUGAACCUCAAAUCCGUCGGUUUACUCGCUCUUUAACUUUUGGAGAUUCUGUUCAGGAUGUACUUUCAGCUUUAGGUUCUCCAAGUCGUGUAUUUUAUAAAACUGAAGAUAAAAUGAAAAUUCAUCUUCCUCAAUCUCAUCGACUUGUGCAACCUAGAAAAUCGGAUUAUUUUUUCAAUUAUUUUCCACUUGGCUUAGAUAUAUUAUUUGAUGCCCAAACACAUGAAGUAAUGAAAUUUGUUUUGCAUACAAAUCAACCAGGAGAGUAUACAUUUAACACAUAUUAUCGAUGUCUUUUUGAAAUACCAAUUCCUAUUGUAAAAUCAUCUAAAGAGAAUACAAAUAGUGAAAUUGAUGAAACAGAUAAUGUAUUAAAUGAAACAAAAUAUUUAGUAACACCAUUCUCAAAGUGGUCUGAUGUUCGACAACAUUUAAUUUCAUCAAUGGAUACUGAACCAGUGGUUAUUUAUAGAGAAUCGAAACCACAACAGAAUCCUUUUGGUCCAACACAUGCGUAUGGUUAUCAGGAUAUUAUAUUUGAGGUAAGUUUAAUGUGAUCGAACUUUCAUUUUCAAAUUUGUUAUUGUUUAUGUCUUGUAUUGAACUUUAUCGGUCGUAAAUGAUGUGUAUUUCAAAUCAUUUGACUAUGUAACUUUCUGCUUGUACUAGAUCGACUUUGUUUCUAGGAAAGCAGAAAGAUCAUUAAUCUUACUAGACUCUAUAUAGGUAAUGUACAGUUAAGGAUUGAAUAAAUAUAGCACUCGAAUGUCAACUAUAGACUUAUAGUUUCAGUUGUCCUGUACUCUAUUUGAUUUGGACAGACGAGUGCUAAGACUAGCUGUUACACACUGUAUAUUUCGAUAAUACAAUAAGAAGAAAAAGUUUGUCAGAAUUAUGUGAUAUAUUUUUACAAUACAUUCCGAACAAUCUGAUCACUUAUAUGCUUGUUAAGACAUUUUUAUAUGAAAAUUAAAAGGUCAACUAGUCAGGUUAAAGGUAAAGGUAAGCCGUAACAAAAUCAUAAUAAUAUUAAAAUACACAAAAACAAUGUGAUUACCACUCUGGAUAAUAAAUCAGUAUUACCAGGAUAGGUUUAGGGUAAGGGCAAAUUGUUUUUGAACGCACAAAGGGAGUUUCAAUUUCCGUAUAGUCAAGGCUUCAAUAAACCGUAGUAUACGUCCUUGAAGGCUUUUGUAUAACACUACAAAUGCUGACUUGAUUUCAACCUUAUGACCAGUUUCAAUCAAAUGUUUCGCGAUGGAGGAUGAUAUCUGUCUAUCCCGUGAUCUUAUUUGACCAUCCGAAUUCAUUUGCUUCUGCAGUCAUUUUUCAUAUAAAAAUGUCUUAACAAGUACUUUAUGUGUGAUCAGAUUGUUCGAAAUGUAUUGCUGAAAUAUAUCGCAUAAUUCUCAUAAACUUUGUCUUCUCAUUACGUUAUCGAAAUUUAUCAAAGAGACUAAUUAUAAGCAAAGACAGAUAGUGGCUAGCAAUCGAAUCCAGGACGCGCGUUUCGUCCUAUUUGGGACUCGUCAUCUGGGUGUACCUGCAUCUCAGAGUUGAUGUUCACUCUAGGACUCAAACCCAGUACCGUCCAAUUCAAACGCUAUCGCGUUAUCCACUUAGCUUAUAAUGCUUGUAAAUUAAGGUAAUACGUACAGUAUGCAAAUAUGCAGUCCUAAACAUUAAUUGGAAGAUUCAAGUAAAAAAACAAUACCAAGUGAAUUAAAGAGACUAAUUGUUUUAAAUUUCUAAAAAGAAGACUCCCUACAUAAUGUAUAGUUUGAGACCGACUAAAUAGAUCUGUACUUGAGAAUGUUUGUGUUUCAUCAUCAUGAAUUCAGGUAUUAUCUAUUUUCUUUGAUACUUAUUAAAUAAUUAUCAUCUUAUGAAUACUUCUUUUCCUAUAUAUAUACAUAGAUUAUUCCAACCAGUGAAUGUAUAGCAUCAGUAACAUUAUAUACUCCAAUUCAUCUAUCUAAAACUUAGUUGCCAAGUAUCCAAUUAACAACAACAACAAACAAUAUGCCAACAGAAAAAAACUCCCAUUUUAAACUAUAAUUAUUUUCUCUUUAAAUAACUGCUAAUUAACUUAUUGUUCUAGUUUAUGUAUUAUUUUCACUUUCCUUCAAAAGAGAAUCAAUAUUAUCUACAGAAUUCUUAUUCCAAUAUUCUUCUAUAACUUGUAAUUAAUCAAAACCAUUAUUUCAUAAUAAAACAUCCACUUUGUAACUGAUCAUGACAUGUAAUAAUGAUUUGUUUAAAAAUUGUUUAACUAU
Schistosoma margrebowiei is the source of this 3018-nucleotide messenger RNA. The record is from the annotation of a GenBank genome assembly. NCBI's taxonomy places the organism in Eukaryota, Metazoa, Platyhelminthes, Trematoda, Strigeidida, Schistosomatidae.